Molecule: messenger RNA, 1199 nt
Organism: Ziziphus jujuba (common jujube)
Lineage: Eukaryota; Viridiplantae; Streptophyta; Magnoliopsida; Rosales; Rhamnaceae
Product: soluble inorganic pyrophosphatase 6, chloroplastic
Exons: 6
Coding region: 75-962 (295 amino acids)
Biological process (GO): phosphate-containing compound metabolic process
Cellular component (GO): cytoplasm
Molecular function (GO): magnesium ion binding; inorganic diphosphate phosphatase activity
Source: RefSeq, a predicted model, not a curated record
UUAUAUCCAUCUCUCUCUCAUUGACUCGCAGGGACUCUUUUAACACAUUCAAGACACACUCUCACUGUCCAUCCAUGGCGACGGCAAGAGUCAUGGCCAUCGCAAACACCACCGCCACCACUUCCUGCUUGCUUUCCAAGUCGAUUCAUUUCCUGCCCAAGCAGGGUCCGUUUAACCCCCGCGCUUGCUUCACCAGGAGAGUACCGUCGCUCAAGAAGUCUUUCACUUGUACCGCCAUCUAUAACCCCCAGGUUCAGGUCAAGGAGCAAGGUCAGCCUGAAACCCUCGAUUAUAGAGUCUUCUUCGUCGACAAUUCCGGAAAGAAGAUUUCCCCUUGGCAUGAUAUUCCACUGCAUUUGGGUGAUGGUGCAUUCAAUUUUGUUGUCGAAAUACCCAAAGAAUCAAGUGCAAAGAUGGAGGUUGCUACUGAUGAGCAGUACACUCCAAUAAAACAGGAUACAAAGAAAGGAAAGCUUCGAUAUUAUCCUUACAAUAUAAAUUGGAAUUAUGGAUUACUACCACAAACCUGGGAAGACCCAUCCUUUGCUAACUCUGAAGUUGAAGGGGCAUUAGGGGAUAAUGAUCCAGUUGAUGUUGUUGAGAUUGGUGAAAGGCGGAGAAACAUUGGUGAGGUUCUCAGAGUCAAGCCUUUGGGUGCUUUAGCUAUGAUUGAUGAGGGAGAACUUGACUGGAAAAUAGUUGCAAUUUCAUUGGACGAUCCAAAAGCUUCACUUGUGAAUGAUGUUGAUGAUGUUGAGAAGCAUUUCCCAGGCACACUCACUGCAAUAAGAGACUGGUUUAGAGAUUACAAGAUCCCUGAUGGAAAGCCUGCUAACAAGUUUGGUCUUGGCAACAAGGCAGCAAACAAGGAUUAUGCACUUAAAGUCAUCACUGAAACCAACGAAUCGUGGGCUAAACUUGUGAAGAGAUCAGUAGCUGGAGGAGAGCUGUCACUUGUAUAGAGGAAUUGGUAGGAUGAGAACUGCAGAUGCUAUAGCUUGUAUUCUUAUUGAAUUCAUUAAGAUCUUUCUACUAGCCGAGUCCUGGUAAUAUAUAAAUGUUUGACGGUAUUGCCAAUUUUUUUUUCCCUAUUGAGCUGAAAUGAACCAUUAGUCUCCUCUAAUCUCUUCUAUUUUCUGCUGUAGACAAAAAUAUUUAGGUCUUAAUUAUGAAAUGAAACUUUCUAUUCUGGACUGCAA